Messenger RNA from Sphaeroforma arctica JP610, 1279 nucleotides. Its product is annotated as rRNA 2'-O-methyltransferase fibrillarin. The record is from RefSeq and is a predicted model, not a curated record. NCBI's taxonomy places the organism in Eukaryota, Ichthyosporea, Ichthyophonida. Gene Ontology annotation, biological process: box C/D sno(s)RNA 3'-end processing; rRNA methylation. Gene Ontology annotation, molecular function: rRNA methyltransferase activity; histone H2AQ104 methyltransferase activity; RNA binding. The transcript is spliced from 3 exons. Gene Ontology annotation, cellular component: box C/D methylation guide snoRNP complex; nucleolus; small-subunit processome. The coding region runs from base 86 to 982 and encodes 298 amino acids.
GGAUAUCACGCUCAUCCGUCGUCGUAUUCCCCCAGCACAACGUGUAAGCGCACACACACACACGCACACAAACACACACAUAACUAUGUCAGGCAGAGGCAGAGGUGCACCCAGGGGUCGUGGUGGUCCAUCACGUGGUCGUGGAGGUGAUCGCGGCGGCCGUGGCGGUCGUGGCGGAGGUGACCGUGGCGGUCGUGGCGGAGGUGACCGUGGCGGUCGUGGCGGUCGUGGCGGCGGCAGAGGACGUGGGGGGGCUGGUAAGCCCAUGGGUAGGGGAGCCAAGGUAGUAGUUGAGCCGCAUCGCUUCAAGGGUGUGUUUGUGGCACGUGGUAAGGACGAUGCAUUGCUGACUAAGAACUCGACCCCCGGCGAGAGUGUGUACGGUGAAAAGCGUAUCUCGACUGAGGUGGACGGGGAGAAGGUAGAGUACAGAGUCUGGAACCCUUUCCGCAGUAAGUUGGGCGCUGCAGUCCUGGGUGGAGUAGAUAACUUAUAUAUGGAGCCUGGAUCCAAGGUCUUAUAUUUGGGUGCCGCUUCUGGUACAUCAGUGUCACACGUGUCCGACAUUGUUGGUCCGGAGGGGUGUGUAUACGCCGUAGAGUUCUCACACAGAUCAGGACGUGAUCUCCUGAACUGUGCGAAGAAACGCACAAACAUCAUUCCCAUCAUCGAAGAUGCGAGACACCCUCACAAAUACCGCAUGCUGGUUGGCAUGGUGGAUUGUGUGUUCGCUGAUGUGGCUCAGCCCGAUCAGGCGCGUAUCGUUGGUAUCAACUCGCAAAACUUUUUGAAGACCGGUGGGCACUUCGUCAUUUCAAUCAAGGCCAACUGUAUCGACUCAACUGUAGAGGCCGAGAAGGUGUUCGCGUCAGAGGUACAAAAACUGAGGGAGAUGGACUUAAAGCCCGAAGAACAGUUAACGCUAGAGCCGUACGAGAGGGACCACGCCGUGGUUAUUGGCACAUACAGAAAGCAAAAGUAGACGUGUUUUGUAUGUAACAUACUUACGGAUGCUGGUCACGUUUAAAAUAAGUUUAAGACGGGCGUUCAAUAUAGCUGCAUGGAAUUAGAACAUUUAAGUAUUCGGUGGUGAUGGUGUGAUGAAGAUGAGAGGAAGAGUUAGGGACAUCUAUGCUGAGCGAUGGGGUUGUACAAAGGGACAUAUGAAGUAAAGGAAUGAAAAAUAUUAUAUCAGCACUAGCGCUGUGAUUAAACCAGGUCUGUGGCGUUACACACCCUUUUACUGACAUCUAUCUGUUGGUGUGGCCGAGUGGAGUCC